AUGCUAUGGCUGAUGUAUUUUGUGUUUUUCCUGUAUGGCAGUGUAAGAGGACCUCUCAACUUUGUGUUCCUUGCCAUGUUUCUGAUUCACUAUUUACACAGGGGAAUAAUUCACCCUCUGACCAUGAGAUACAGCAGUGCCACCGUGAGUUUAGGUAUAACAUUAGGAGGGUUUUUCCCCAAUUGUAUCUAUCACUUCAUCAAUGCAGAUUUCAUCAGCAAUGCUAUAUUUGAUGUGGAUUAUUUCUAUGAUCCACGCUUCAUAUUAGGCUCUCUCCUGUUUAUUGUGGGAUACAUCACCAACAGAUGGGCUGAUCUCAAGCUCAGGGGAUUGAGGAAUGUACAAGGUACAGCAGGAUAUUACAUUCCUUAUGGUGGUAUGUUUGAAGUGGUCUCCUGUCCUAAUUACCUGGGGGAACUUGUACAGUGGGUAGGAUGGACAUUGGUAACCUGGUCACUUGCAGGUCUGGUGUGGACUAUGUUCUGUGCUGCUACCUUUAUACCACGAUCAUACCACAAUCACAGAUGGUACAAGCAGCAGUUUGAACUAUACCCUUUGAAUAGAAAAGCUCUUAUUCCAUUUAUAUUUUAGACAAAAUGGAAUUGUUCUAUGACAGUUACAUUGUGUUCUACAUGUAGCUGAAGUCUUGUUUAAUAUAACUUUGUUUUAAAAUGAUGUUGUGGUGUUCAAGUCUAUCAUGUUGUGGUGUUCGUGUCUAUCAUGUUGUGGUGUUCAUGUCUAUCAUGGUGUGGUGUUCAUGUCUGUCAUGUUGUGGUGUCUGUGUCUAUCAUGUUGUGGUGUCCGUGUCUGUGAUGUUGUGGUCUUCAUGUUGUGGUGUUCACAUCUAUCAUAUUGUGGUGUGUGUGUCUAUCAUGUUGUGAUCUUCAUGUUGUGGUCUUCAUGUCUGCCAUGUUGUGGUGUUCACAUCUAUCAUAUUGUGGUGUUUGUGUCUAUCAUAGUGUGGUGUCCAUGUCUAUCACGUUGUGGUCUUCAUGUCUGCCAUGUUGUGGUGUUCUCGGCUAUCAUGUUGUUGUGUCCGUGUCUUUCAUGUUGUGGUGUUCAUGUCUGCCAUGUUGUGGUGUUCACAUCUAUGGUACUCAACAGUGUUACUACAGAAAGCAGAACUGUCAUGGGCCAUGAGUGCUAUAGGCGCUACAGGAAAAUGGUGUGGGCUGUUAAAAUAUCUACGUGUUGCCUACUUAGAUAUUUUCAUUGAUGAUAGUUUUGUUAUAGAUGUAAAUGAAGAGAUUGUUAACUGUGAGCACAUUAUGCCUACGUAUUGAAUCACUGUGACAGACCAAACUCCUGAUUUGUAUUUGUGUGGAUAAUGACACUGACACAUACACCUGUUUUACACGUUUCCUAAAAUGUUCACCUUCUCAGGAAGCAGACAGUUUGCUGCUCCUGUUUGUUGUCAUAGUACCUGUACGAUAUAAACAUUUUCACUCUCUCAGGAAGCAGACAGUUUGCUGCUC
Messenger RNA from Liolophura sinensis, 1475 nucleotides. RefSeq lists its product as uncharacterized. The transcript has 8 exons. The coding region runs from base 1 to 591 and encodes 196 amino acids. Gene Ontology annotation, molecular function: oxidoreductase activity, acting on the CH-CH group of donors. Gene Ontology annotation, biological process: lipid metabolic process. The record is from RefSeq and is a predicted model, not a curated record. NCBI's taxonomy places the organism in Eukaryota, Metazoa, Mollusca, Polyplacophora, Chitonida, Chitonidae.